Molecule: messenger RNA, 549 nt
Organism: Penicillium canariense
Lineage: Eukaryota; Fungi; Ascomycota; Eurotiomycetes; Eurotiales; Aspergillaceae
Exons: 1
Coding region: 1-549 (182 amino acids)
Source: RefSeq, a predicted model, not a curated record
AUGAACUCAAAUCAGAUCAAUCCUCAAACUACUUAUGGGGAACACGACCGCGCCAGCCAAAUAUCGCAACUGCCCCGUCAUGACCACUCUAUCCCUGCCUCUGUAGCCACUUCAGUUGCUAGCUCGAGCGAGCCUGGGUCGUCUAAAAAUACGGGAAUAGGCCAGUCCCUCCUAGGCGUUAGGAAGAGACGUACCGAGGAAUCAAGUCUCCCACAGAUCCGACACCGAUACACCCGUGGUUUCCAACUGCCAGCGACAGGAGAGAUACACACAGGGAGACUUCCACACUCUACGACCAUCAGUUGCAAGCUGGUCAAUGAUACCAUAAACUAUCUGAAAACGGUUUCUGUUCACAUCGCCUCUGCGACCAUUACCUCCGAGGAGCGGGCCAGGAUCCAUCUGGCUACACAAUCACUCCAAAGUACGCACGAGGAUAUCGCCAACACAGAAGAAAUGGACACAGAGGCUGUUACAUACUUCCAUCGGUCACAACCCAACGGCAAGUGCAAAAAGUGCGAAGCUGCUAAGGAGGAGCAUUUAUAUGAUUGA